Closterium sp. Naga37s-1 is the source of this 2883-nucleotide messenger RNA. The record is from the annotation of a GenBank genome assembly. Lineage: Eukaryota; Viridiplantae; Streptophyta; Zygnematophyceae; Desmidiales; Closteriaceae.
AUGAAUCAGCCGCGUCGCAAGUCGGCGUUCCGCAUCGAGCCGUUUCGGCACAAGGUGGAGAUGGACCCGCGAUACGCGGAGAAGACGUGGGGCAUUCUCGAGGACGCCAUUCACCAGAUCUACAACCACAACGCCUCGGGGCUCAGCUUCGAAGAGCUCUACCGGUACGCCCUCCGUCCUUCUCGAGGUGCCGCCCUGUCCUUCUUGAGGUCCCUGGUUCCUCCCUUGCCCCCUCCCUCGGCGUGCGGCAUUCUCGGAGCGCCCAUCCACGGCAUCUACAACCACAACGUCGCGGCGCAGCUUAGAAGAGCUCUACCAGUACGCGCCUCCGUCCUUCUCGAGGGCGCCAUUUACCGCAUUUACAACCACAACGCCUCCGGGCUCAGCUUCGAAGAGCUCUACCGCAACGCGUACAACAUGGUGUUGCACAAGUAUGGCGACCGCUUCAACGCGUACAACAUGGUGUUGCACAAGAACGGCGACCGCCUGUACGCGGGGCUGGUUAGCAACGCGUACAACAUGAUGCUGCACAAGUACGGCGACCGCCUCUACGCGGGGCUGGUGGUGGCCGUGCUAACAGUGUCUUUCCGCUGUUCCUCCCUCUGUCUCCCCCCUGUCAACGCGUACAACAUGGUGCUGCACAAGUACGGCGACCGCCUGUACGCGGGGCUGGUGAGCACCAUGACGGCACAUCUUAAGGGCGUGGCUGCUGCUAUUGAGGCCGCCCAUGGUCCUCUCUUCCUCAACGAGCUGGAUGCGAGGUGGCACGACUACGGCAAGUCCCUUCAGAUGAUCCGAGACAUCCUAAUGUACAUGGACCGCACCUACGUGACCAAUCACAACAAGACACCUGUGCACGACCUGGGCCUCGCCCUCUGGCGCGACCACAUAGUCCGCGCCCCCGCCAUCCGCCCGCGCCUCCUCUCCACCCUCCUCUCCCUCAUCCACCAAGAGCGCUCGGGCGAAGUGAUUAAUCGCGCCCUCAUGCGAUCCAUAUCGUCCAUGUUCGCGGAUCUCGGCCCGGCGGUGUAUUCGGAAGAUCUGGAGCGUCCGUUUUUGGAGGCCUCCGCGGCGUUUUACCGGGGGGAGGCGCAGCGGCAUCUGGGGACGUGUGACUGCGCGGAUUACUUGAGGGUGGCGGAGAGGCGGUUGGAGGAGGAGGGGGAGCGCGUGGCGCAGUACCUGGAUGCGCGCACAGAGGGGAAGGUGACGGGCGUGGUGGAGAGGGAGAUGGUGGGGAACCAUUUGAGGUUGCUCGUUGAUAUGGAGAACUCUGGGUUGGUUCCCAUGCUGGUCAAUGACAAGUAUGAGGACAUUGCGCGCAUGUAUCGCCUUCUGAAGCGUGUGCCAAGUGGCCUGCAGACGAUGAGGGAGGUGAUGUCGGGGCAUUUGAGGGAGACGGGCCGGCAGCUGGUCACUGAUCCGGACAGGUGCAAGGACCCGGUGGAAUUCGUGCAGCGGCUCUUGGAGGAAAAGGACAAGUACGACCGCAUCAUCUCAGCCUCCUUUGCUUCAGACAAAGCCUUCCACACCGCCCUCUCCACCGCCUUUGAGUUCUUCCUCAACCUCAACGCGCGCGCUGCCGAGUACAUCUCUCUCUUCAUAGACGACAAGCUGCGCAAGGGGCUCAAGGGAGCGAGCGAGGAGGAGGCGGAGGCGGUGUUGGAUAAGGUCAUGAUGCUGUUCCGGUUCCUCCACGAGAAGGACGUGUUUGAGAAGUAUUACAAGCAGCACUUAGCUAAGCGCUUGCUGUCGGGGAAGACGGUUUCGGAUGAUGCGGAGCGGAGCUUUAUUGUGAAGCUUAAGACUGAGUGUGGGUACCAGUUUACGUCGAAACUCGAGGGCAUGUUUCUGGAUAUGAAGACUGGGGUUGCCGCCGCUGCCGCUGCUGCUGCUGCUACUGGCUUUCGGGAGGAAGGAGGGGAUGAGGGUGGGGAGGAGGAAGGGGAAGGGUCGGCACGUGGGGGAGCAGCAGCGGUCCGCACCGAACCAGAUCUUGCCCUCACCGGACCGUCUGGUACGGCAGCAGGCUCGGGAGCCGGCUCGUCAUCAUCAUCAGCGGCAGGAGGGGCGGCAGCGGGUGGAUUAUUCCAGGGGCCGACUCUAUCUGUCCAGGUGUUAACUACAGGGUCUUGGCCUACUCAGGCGGGCGCCAGAUGCAACCUCCCCGAGGAGAUCCUGCCCAUCUGCGAGAAGUUCACAAGGCACUACCUGACGACGCACACCGGGCGGCGGCUGACGUGGCAGAUGAACAUGGGGCAUGCGGACGUGAAGGCCACGUUUGAGUCGCGGAAAUACGAGCUGUCCGUGUCGACCUACCAGAUGUGCAUUUUGAUGCUGUUCAACACGCAUGAUUCGCUGACAUAUCGCGACAUAGAAGCGGCCACCGAUAUCCCAUCAGCCGACCUGCGCCGCAACCUGCAGUCGCUGUCGCUGGUGCGAGGCAAGAACGUGCUGAGGAAGGAACCCGUGGGGAAGGAGGUGGGGGAUGAUGACACGUUUCACUUCAACCACAAGUUCACUUCAAAGUUCUUCAAGGUGAAAAUUGGCACCAUAUCAGCGCAGAAAGAAACGGAGCCGGAGAAGGCGGAGACGAGGCAGAAGGUGGAGGAGGACAGGAAGCCGCAGAUAGAGGCGGCGAUAGUGCGCAUCAUGAAGUCGCGACGCAUGCUGGAUCACAACAACCUUGUCAGCGAGGUGAAAAAGCAGCUGCAGGCGCAAUUCCCGCCCAACCCUUUGGGCCUGUGCGAGGUGACAAAGCAGCUGCAGGCGCGCUUCCUGCCCAACCCAGCGGUGAUCAAGAAGCGCAUAGAGAGCCUUAUAGAGCGAGAGUUCCUGGAGCGCGACCGCAACGACCGCAAGCUCUACCGCUACCUCGCUUGA